Stomoxys calcitrans (stable fly) is the source of this 2051-nucleotide messenger RNA. RefSeq lists its product as uncharacterized. NCBI's taxonomy places the organism in Eukaryota, Metazoa, Arthropoda, Insecta, Diptera, Muscidae. The record is from RefSeq and is a predicted model, not a curated record. The transcript is spliced from 2 exons. Bases 321 to 1190 code for a protein of 289 amino acids.
AGACGUAUCUUUGGAACGCUCCAGUUAAACUGCCAAAUUUAUAAAGAACUAAACCUUUCUGCAACCUGCAAGCGACUUUAAAGCAAAGACUGGCACCAAAAAUACCACUGUUGAUGAAGACAACAUUUCUGCUACGCUGGUUACUGCUUACACUAAUACCACAAAAUAAAAAUAAUAACAUCAGCUGGCCUUGUCCUUCAUACAUAGUGCUGACAAAAUAACGAUUAAAACCGAUAAUAGUCCGAAAAAAUUAUCGAUAAAUUUAAACAGCGUUGCCAAUUGACAAUUAAAAUCCGUUACAUUGUACAUAAUUUGAAAAAAUGCAACGUACUCCACCACAUACACCAGCAGCUGCUACCCAGCAAACAAUUACAGGUCAGUCGUCGAAACGCAACCGAUUGGAAGUAUCACCAGGAAAUUUGAGCGAUACACCUGUAGCUUCAAGUGGUCUUUCUCAAUUAGAACUUAUAAAAGUAAUAACUAAUACAAUAAAUUCAAAUUUGGAUGAGAAGCUAAAAACACUGUCGACAAAAGCAGACAUAGCGGAGGUCAAAAUGGAAAUAGGAGCAAUAAAUUCAGAAUUAAAUCACUUAAGAUUGGAAAACCAGCAGUUAAAAACUGAGUUAAUUAAAGUAAAACGAGAAUGUGAAGAAACCAAAAAAGACAUGAUUUGGAUGCAAGAGCAAAUAAGAAGCAACAAAGUUUUAAUUAGGGGUUUAAAUGCGUCCAACGAACCGGCAGCGGAAAUUAAUAAUUUAUUCACAAAUAAGUUGCAAAUUAGCCCUGUGAUAAAAUAUGCUCGCAAAAUAUUUGAAAGAAGUGGGAAAAUGAACGUGGUAGUUGAGUUCAACAGCCACCAGGGGGUAGAUGAUGUGUUCCGAAACGUCAGAAAAUUGAUUGGCUCGAACAUAUACAUAGAACGCGAUCUUAUACCAACAAAGCGACAAAUUAAGAAAGCUUCACUACUUCUAAAAUAUAAAAUAAUGGCAAUUAGCAAACAGCAUCGAAUCAUUGUGCAGGAGAACAAACUUAAAAUUAAAGAUACCUGGUUUCAUUGGGAUAGAGAACAUAAAUUAAUGGCCGGAAAAAACGAUGCAAAACAUGAACUUUUAAAGCUAUAUGGAGAUUGCAUGGAACAGUUUGAUACUGACUAUGAAACUCUGCUAACCGAAUUGAAUUCAAAAAACUAAUGAAAGUAAAUAAUAUAUCAUCACAAAAACUUUCAAUAAUAGCAUAUAAUGUAAACGGAAUAGAAAAUAAGUACAUGUAUCCAUCUUUUUUCAACUAUGUUUGCAAACACGAUGUCAUUGCACUAACAGAAACACAUAUAACAGAAAAUAAAGUUCAAAAUAUAAAAAAGUACUUCCCAGGGUUUGAGUUGCAUUUUGUACCUGCCACCAGAGAUUUUAAUUUUGGGCGAGCUAUUGGUGGCCAAAUUAUUGGAAUAAAUAAAACCGUUGCACAUAUGGGUGUUAAAUAUAAAAAAUUUAAUCAUGGAAGUACAGAAUAUUAUGAAUUCUACACCCAGAAAGAACAAAUUUUUAAUAUUAUCCCUCAGUACUGGAGACCUGCGCAGUGGACAAAUGCAUAUACCAAUAUCCUCAAAUUAUUUGAAGAAACAGAUCUUAUAAGACCGAUUCUUAUUGGAGAUCUUAACGCCAGGAUAGGAGAGUUAACACAAGAUGUAAAUGAAAUUUAUGAUCAAUUAUUUACGGCAGGAACUGAAAUACGAAAAUCGAACGACAAAAAGGUGGAUAGAAAAGGCAAACAACUCGUCGAAUUAUGCACAAAUAAUAAUUUAUUAAUUUUAAAUGGGAGAACAUGUGGCGAUGAAGAAGGAUCUCUUACUUUCAUUAAUUCUAUUGGUAAAUCUGUAAAUGACAUUUGUGCAGUGUCUCAAGAAAUUCUAAGUCUUGUAAAUGAGUUCAUUGUAGAAGACAAAACAUGGUCGGAUCACUUGCCAAUAAAACUAAACAUCUCAAUACAGACUUACAAUAAAGUAAAUAAAAAUCUUAAUUUAUUACCAAAACUCUCAUGGAAAAAUAGCAACA